AUGGUAAAGAACUUCCACAUCUUCGGCAAAGGGAUAUCGUUCAGUGUUUCACCCACCAUCCACAGCGCAGGCUUCCAGCACUAUGUUCUUCCCUUUACCUAUACAAUUCACGAGUCCAACAGCAUUGACGAAGCUGUUUUCUGUGACGAGCAAAUCAAGACUGCCCAAUUAAUCGGCGCAGUCAACACUCUCACUGUCAAAGGGAAUGACAGCGAGCAGAAAAUCAUCGACGAUAACGCAUAUUGGUCUGGCCUGUACACCACCACAGAGAAAGUCAAACACGAUUUCAAGUCUGUUUUCGAGAUCAAGGUUGUCCCAGGUCUCCAAGCUCUUCCAAAGAAGCCGGAAGUCGUUAUCGGCACUGUGUCCGCAUAUACGACUACAGAAGAUCAGUUCUCUUUAUUGUUUAGUAAUCGAAGUUUGUGUGUCGAUGUGUCGUACAAGCCAAGGCAGACGCCGCUUUUGACAGCAGCACAGCAGAAUCAAGGGUGGGACACGAUUACGGGUGUGGAGGUACUUCUCGCACAGGCAUUCGACCAGUUUCUACUCUGGACGGGACUUGAGCCGCCGAGGGAGAUUAUGGCGGAGGCAGUUGUGGUGUUUGACGACCGGGUUACUAUGGCUAAAGGUGGUAUGCUUUAG
Messenger RNA from Penicillium expansum, 642 nucleotides. RefSeq names its product shikimate dehydrogenase family protein. The transcript has 3 exons. Gene Ontology annotation, biological process: shikimate metabolic process; chorismate biosynthetic process. The record is from RefSeq and is a predicted model, not a curated record. Bases 1 to 642 code for a protein of 213 amino acids. Gene Ontology annotation, molecular function: shikimate 3-dehydrogenase (NADP+) activity. Lineage: Eukaryota; Fungi; Ascomycota; Eurotiomycetes; Eurotiales; Aspergillaceae.